This is a messenger RNA of Anolis carolinensis (green anole), 9836 nucleotides long. RefSeq names its product ATM serine/threonine kinase (gene atm). Gene Ontology annotation, molecular function: protein serine/threonine kinase activity; protein binding. Gene Ontology annotation, biological process: DNA repair. The record is from RefSeq and is a predicted model, not a curated record. Lineage: Eukaryota; Metazoa; Chordata; Lepidosauria; Squamata; Anolidae. The coding region runs from base 162 to 9341 and encodes 3059 amino acids. The transcript is spliced from 63 exons.
CAACAAUCGGGAUUCCGCUUCCGGUGUGGGCGGAGCUAGGAGGGAAACGCGGGAAAGAGGGGGAAGUUGACACCUCCUUCCACCUCGGUCAGGAAAAGAAGCCUCGGCGCGAGUUCUCUAUCAGAUCUGGACUGUGAAUAUGCUCCCAACUUGACUGAGCCAUGAAUCUUGCACUCCAUGACCUGUUGACUUGCUGCCGUCAACUUGACAGUGACAAGGCCACAGAACGAAAGAAGGAAAUUGAAAAGUUCAAACGUCUUCUCCGUGACUCUGAAAUAAUUCAGCAGUUGGACCAGAACUCUGAUUCCAAACAUGGAAAGCAGCUUAACUGGGAUACUGUAUUCAGAUUUUUGCAGAAGUACAUUCACAAAGAAACUGAAAGUGCCAGGCUUGCAAAGCCAAAUGUGUCUGCAUCAACACAAGCAACAAGACAAAAAAAGAUGCAGGAAACCAGCAGUCUGGCCAAAAAUUUCAUCAGAUGUGCCAAUAAAAGAGCACCCAGGUUAAAGUGUCAGGACCUUUUGAUGUAUUUCACGAACACAGUAAAUGAUCCAUCAAGUUAUGCUAUUUAUGGAGCAGACUGUAGUAGCAUAUUGCUAAAAAAUAUUCUUGCGGUGAGGAAAUACUGGUGUGAAAUAUCUUCGCAACAGUGGUCAGAUCUCCAGAAUUUGUACUUCAGAUUGUUCCUCAGCCCAUCCAGAGACAUUAACAAGGUUGUGGUGGCUAGAAUAAUUUACACACUCACCAGAGGAUUGUGCUUCCAAACUGAUGGGCUAAAUUCUAAUAUUUUUAACUUCUUUUCAAAAGCUAUGCAAUACGCAAGACAAGAAAGAAACCCUGUGGCUCUUGAAUAUAUUUUUGCUACCAUGAAUGUAUUUUUCAAUGUGUUUGCCAUGAAUUACCGUUUCCGAGUUUGUAAGCUGGGAGAGGAGAUUCUGCCUACUGUGCUUCGUAUAUGGGCUCAGCAUAAACCAAACAAGUCCCUGAAGGAGCAAAUCAUUCGAUUAGUUCAGCUUCAAGUCCAUGUUCAUCAUCCAAAUAGAGCUAAAAGCCAAGAAGAAGGAGUCUGUAACUCGGUGGCAUGGCAAGGCAUUUUAUAUAACCUCUAUGAUCUGUUAUCUAAUGAGGUGACUGUCUAUAGCAACAGAGGAAAAUAUUCUGCAGGCUCGCGCAGUGUUGCUGUGAAAGAAAACCUUGUUGAGUUAUUUGCUGAUAUUUGUCAUCAGCUCUUUACAGAAGGCACAAAAGUUUUGGAGAUAAGUCAGUGGCAUGCUGUUACACAGAGAGAGAGUGGAGAUGGAGAAGGGCCAUCCAAACGAAGGAGAAUUGAAUUGGGUUGGGAAGUGAUUCGUGACAACCUGCAAAGAUCACAGAAGGACUGUGAUGUUGUUCCCUGGCUGCAGAUUGCAACCAGAUUAUUAUCGAAGUAUCCGACAAGCUUUCCUCAGCAUGAGUUGCUUCUCCUACUCAACAUACUUUACCAGCUACUGCCUCAGCAGCGUCGAGGGGAAAGGACACUUUAUGUCUUAAGAUGUCUCAAAGAGGUUGCACUUUGUCAAGGCCAAAUAAUACAUCUGAAAAGCAGUAAUAGAUUAGAGCUGCAGAGAACAUGGUCAAAAAUUUGGUCUCUUGUGGUUCGUAGCAUAAGUCUUCAGCAAAUUGAAGUAGAAAGUUUUGGAUUACUUGGAGCCAUGAUUCAAGAAAACACAAAAACAAUGGACAGAGAAUUGUGGAAGAUAUUUUCGGGAUCUUCAUGCAAGCCUUCAAGAUCUGCAGCACAGUUCCUGACAAUAGCACUUAAAACUUCAGAACUGCCAGAAAUUUUGAAAAGUGGGACAGCACAGAAUAAUUGGGAAGGAAGUACGGCUCUUACAUUAAAAGAAGAAAUUAUGAAGUGGCUUCUGUUCUGCCAUGUGGAGGAAGAUACAGAGGAUACUAUGGAGCUGCCUCCUAUUCUAUGCAGUGACUUUCCUAAAUUAGAGUUGCAGAAAAUCCUUGUAAGCCUCACUAUGAAAAAUAGUCGCUCAGCCAUGAAUUUUUUUCACAGUGCUUCUGAAUGUUUGCAGCAUACACCAGAAAAAGAAGUCAGUCUUUCAGAAACAGAAGCAUUCUACACACAAACAAUUUGUGAUGAAAUUGAUGUAUUUACAAACAUGACAAACGAGAAAUUGGAAAGCAAACCCUCUAGUUCCAGACUGAUUGUCAGCCAGAAACAUCGGCAGGCCUUAGAGCAUGAUCUCAUGGUGAUGUCAGAAAAACUUCUUAGUAGCUUUUCGCUUGAGGGUACGUCUGCAGAAAUCCUGGUACGUUGUAGUGGCCUCUUGACUGGAGUUCUUGGCUGCUAUUGCUAUGCUGGUGUCCUCACAGCAGAAGAAGCACGUAAAUCAGAGCUUUUUCACAAAGCCAAGUCUCUUAUUCAUUGCAUAGGAGAAAGCAUUUCUCAGUCUAAAAACAAACUAAAUGAAGAUUCCAGAACCAGUUCAAUGAAGAAUUUGAUAAUGCAGUGUGCUAGUUGUUUAUGUAAUUGUAAUCAGAACAGCCCCCAAAAUAGUAUGUCGGACAUUUGGUUGCAUUUGUUAACAUCAAAGAUGAUGAAUGAUCUUACAGAUAUUUGCAAACAUCUGAUGGCUUUUACCACAAAAGCAAAUGAAAUUGGAGAAGUGGACGUAAUGGAAGAAGAUCCUGAAGAGAGUAGAAUGGAAGAAGACCAAGCAGUCUUGGAUCUGUUUGAUGAUGACUCUGCUGCAGCUGGUGAUGCAAAUGAGAACAAAGAAUUGCAGAACUUGGCUGGUGCUGUAAGCCCAUUAUCAGAAGAACAUCUGACUAAGCAGGACUUGCUGCUCCUUGACAUUUUAAAGUUCUUAUGUAUUGCUGUCACAGCAACUUCAGGACAAAUAGUUUGCUUUAGAGUUUCUGAAAUUCGAAGGAAACUCUUAAUGCUAAUAGAGGGAAAUACAUUUGAUUAUACAAAACCACUUCAUCUCCAUAUGUACUUGAUUUUGUUGAAGGAACUCCCAAGUGAAGAAAAUCCCUUACUAGAGGAUCAGAUUGUAUCACUUCUCAGUCCUCUUACGGAUGUCUGUUCCUUUUAUCGUCGAGAUCAAGAGGUUUGCUCAGCAAUUCUCCACAAUCUUCUUCCCAUGGUGACUGCCUUGGGCAUUGCCACGACAAAUACUGAAGAUUUAAGUAGAGCCCAAGGUUCAUUUUUAACUGUUAUAGGGGCAUUCUGGCAUUUAGCAAGUGAAAGAAAAUAUACUGCUCCAGUAAGAAUAGCCUUAGUGAAUUGUAUGAAAGCCUUACUUCAGGUUGAUCCGUAUUCAAAAUGGACCAUGCUCAAUGUUAAACAUCAAAAUCUGACAGUGCAUGAUGCUUUCUCUAACUUCCUUGCUGACAGCAACUUUCAAGUUUGCAUGGUUGCUGCAAAAUCAGUAACCAGUUUGUUCCAAGAUGAAAAACAGAGAGAUUCUAUUGGUUUACUGAAACCUCUGAAACCUCUUCCUCUGAAGAUCCAGCAAAGGGCAUUUGACAAUUUGUACAUAAAAGUUCAAGAUGGAACAAAGAAACUGGCAACUGGCACUGUGUGUCAAGAGAAUCUUCCUGAUGAAGAACGUAAUAGAAAAUUAGUUCUCCUUACAUUGCUAACAAUGAUUUUACGCUGCAGUCCUGUGUGUGAAAAAAAAGCAUUGUUUGCAAUUUUCCAGUGUGUCAAAGAGAAUGGAUUAGAGCCUCAGCUUGUAAGAAAGGUUUUAGAAAGAAUUUCUGGCACUUCUGGCUAUAAAAAUGCAGAGGAUUUUAUGAAUACCCACUUAGAUUAUCUUGUUCAAGAAUGGUUGAACUGCGGCUAUAGCCUUUCACUUUUCCCUUAUGCUUUAUUGAAUUACUCUGAUUUAGAGGAAUUCUACAGAUCCUGCUACAAAAUGUUGAUUCCGCAACUGGUAAUCAGAAAUCAGUUUGAAGAGGUCAAAUGCAUUGCUGACAAGAUCAAAAGAGAAGGGAAGCAGCUUCUGGCACACUGCUUUCCCAAGAUCCUUGUGAAUAUUCUCCCUUACUUUGCCUACCAGAAUCAUGAAGAUGAUGAAUUUGCAGAAAAGAGACAGAGAGCUUCUAAAGUCUAUGAAACACUGAAAAGUGAAUGCUGCUUAGGAAGACAACUGAUAGAAAAUCUAUUUCAUAGCAAUCUGCCAGAGAUUGUGGUAGAGAUAUUGAUGACCCUGCAUGAACCAGUUGAUAUCAAGGCAGGGGAAGAAUGUGAUUUAAAGAGAUUUGCUGGAGAUCUGGAUCCUUCUCCAAAUCCUCCUUAUUUCCCAUCAUACGUCAUCAAAACAACAUUGGAUUACAUUAGCAAUUGCUGUAAAACAAAGUCAAAAGAACUUGUAGCAGUUCUUUCCAAAAACCCUGAGUCAUUCCAGAAGAUCUUAUUUGACAUAUGUAGGCAAGCAUCUGAAACAAAUAAUAUUUACAAAAAACAUAGGAUUCUUAUGGUGUAUCACUUUUUUGUAAAUUUGUUACUGAAAGAAAUAAAAGAUGGUCUUGGAGGCGCAUGGGCUUUUGUGCUUCGGGAUGUAAUUUAUACUAUGAUUCAUCACAUCAAUAAGAGAUCAAUACCACUCAGAGGGAUAUUCCUUCGGAAUUUUUUGCUAUGUUUAGAUCUUCUCAAUCACAUUUGCCACAUAACAGUUAAAUAUUGUCGCGAUGCCCUAGGGACUCACCUCCAUGUUAUUGUGGGUACACUUGUGCCUAUUGUGGAAGAGCAACCUGAAGCCCAAGAAGAGAUCUUGAGCUUACUGAGAUAUCUGGUAAUAGAUAAUAAGGACAAUGAAAAUCUGUACCAGGCAAUGAAACAUCUAGAUCCUUUUCCUGACCAUCCUGCUUUCAAAGAACUGCGAGCUGUUCAGCAACAAAUAAAAUACAGCAAAGGGGAAUUUUCUCUUUUGGAGGAAAUAAACCACUUCCUUUCUAUAAAUAUCUCUGAUUCAUUAUCAUUAACCAGACGGGAAGGUUUAAGUGAUUUGCGCAAACGACUGGAAAAGCAUAAGGAACAAAUGAAAAGCCUUAUGAAAGAGUUUCAGGAAAAUCCAAAGGACUGUGUAAUAGUGAAGCUUGUGGUAUGUCUUUUACAACUUUCAAAAACAGCUAUAAACUCUUCAGAUACAAUCUUGGAGGCAGUUGGGAGUUGUUUGGGAGAAAUUGGCCCCAUCAGUUUUUCUACCACAGCUUUACAACACAAUAAAAACAUGUCCUGCUUAAGUGCAGCCGAUCUCUUUGAAGACAGGGAACUUCAGUGGGUCUUCAUCAUGUUAACUCUCAUAAAUAAUGCUUUAAUAGAUCAGUGCAUUGAAGUUAGAUCUGCUGCUGCUUCUUGUUUGAAAAACAUUUUAGCCACCAAAACUGGUCAUGAAUUCUGGGAGAUUUACAAAGCCGAAGACGAUCCCAUGCUGGUUUACCUCCAUCCUUUCAGAACGUCUAAGAAAAAGGUAUUGGAAGUAUCUCAUAAAACACAAGGUACUCUUUCAGAAGAUCUGGACAGUGCAAAUCUCUGGAUUCCUCAGAGUGAAAACCAUGCUGUUUGGAUUAAGACUUUGACUUGUGCACUUUUGGAUAGUGAAGGUGUAAAAAGUGAAACUCUUCUGUUGUUGAAACCCUUGUGUGAGGUUCAAACAGAUUUUUGUCAGACUGUACUUCCAUACCUUAUUCAUGACAUCCUGUUACAUGACUCAAAUGAAUCUGGGCAGACUCUUUUGUCCACACAUAUUCAGACAUUUUUCAGCACUUGUUGCAAAUACGCAUUUCCCUCCAGUAGGACAUCGACGCCUGCAUGUUCGGAUCCAGAUUCAGAACCGCUUGCUAAUGGCAGUUUGGAUAAAAUAUCUCGAAGAACAAUGCUUGCUAUAGUUGACUACUUAAGACGACAAAAGAAAAAUCCUUCAAGUACCGUCUUUGAUGACAGCUUUUGGCUGGAUUUAAAUUACCUUCAGGUUGCCAUGGCAGCCCAGUCUUGUGCUGCUCAUUUCACAGCUUUACUGUAUGCAGAAAUCUAUGCUGACAAGAUAAACCAGGACAAGCAGCAAGAACGGUCUGCUUCCAAACCAGCUAGAUGUCUAGCAUUUGAAGAAGAAAGUCAAAACGAAACUCUUACUUGUUUGAGCAACAAGAGUAAAGAAGACACUGGAAUAAGUUUGCAGGAUCUUCUCAUGGAGAUUUACAGAAGCAUAGGAGAACCGGACAGUAUCUAUGGCUGUGGUGGAGGGAGAAUGUUGCAGCCAUUAGCUAGAAUAAGAACAUAUGAACAUGAAGCAGUGUGGGGGAAAGCCCUGGUGACUUACGAUAUUGAAACAGGCCUUCCACCAUCAACUCGACAGGCAGGAAUAAUGGAGGCCUUGCAAAAUUUUGGACUAUAUGAUACACUCUCAAUCUAUUUAAAAGGACUGGAACAGGAAAAUGAAGAAAGUACUAUGGAAUUACAAGAACUACGUUAUCAGGCAGCAUGGAGAAAUAUGCAGUGGGAUCACAUUUCUUCAGUCAAAGAUGAAAUGGGAGGACGAGGCUAUCACGAAUCACUGUAUGAUACUCUGCAGUGUUUAAAGGACAAGGAAUUCUCUACAUUUCAUGACAGAUUGAAGUGUGCUAGAGUGAAGGAAGUAGAAGAGCUGUCUAAAGGUAGCCUUGAGUCUGUAUAUUCAUUGCUGCCUGCACUCUGUAGACUGCAGACCAUUGGAGAGUUGGAAUGCAUAGGACAACUUUUCACCGGAUCAGUUUCUAACAGUGAACUGAAUAACAUAUAUCUGAAGUGGCAGAGGCAGUCCCGGCUUCUUCAGGACAGUGACUUUAGUUUCCAAGAACCAAUCAUGGCUUUGCGCACAGUAAUUUUGAACAUCCUUCUGGAGAAGGAAAUGGACAAUACGAAAAGGGAAUGUAUUAAGGACAUCCUCACCAGACAUCUUGUGGAGUUGUCCAGAUUGGGUCGAAUGGCAAACAACACACAACUUCCAGAAAGAGCAAUAUUUCAAAUCAAGCAGUAUAACCCAACGAGACACAGGAUAUCUGAAUGGCAACUAGAAGAAGCUCAGGUGUUCUGGGCUAAAAAGGAGCAAAGCUUAGCACUAAAUAUUCUAAAGGAGAUGAUUAAAAAAUUGGAUGACGAUUGGACUAAGGUUGAAAAAGAUGCAAACUUGAGACUGAUUUACACUGAGUGUCUCAGGCUAUGUGGAAGCUGGUUGGCAGAGACUUGCUUAGAAAAUCCUACAGUUAUUAUGAGAAAUUACUUGGAAAAGGCUAUAGAAGUUGCAGGGAGCCAAAAGGGUGACAGCAGUGAUGAGCAGAAGAGUGGGAAAAUGAAGGCUUUUCUAUCUCUGGCUCGUUUUUCGGACACUCAGUAUCAAAGAAUUGAAAAUUAUAUGAAAUCAUCAGAGUUUGAAAACAAGCAAGCUUUACUGAGGAAAGCCAAAGAGGAAGUUGGUCUUCUAAGAGAACAUAAGGUGCAAACAAACAGAUAUACAGUUAAAGUUCAACGGGAGUUGGAGCUUGAUGAAUGUGCAAUCCGUGCGCUGGCAGAAGAUCGUAAACGUUUCUUGUGCAAAGCUAUUGAGAACUACAUAAACUGUUUGCUGAGUGGAGAAGAGCAUGACAUGUGGAUUUUCAGACUCUGUUCCCUGUGGCUUGAGAACUCUGGGAUUUCUGAAGUCAAUGGCAUGAUUCAAAAGGAGGCAAAGAAAAUACCAUCCUACAAAUUCCUGCCUCUGAUGUAUCAACUAGCUGCUCGAAUGGGAACCAAGAUUGGAUUUCAUCAAGUUUUGAAUAAUCUUAUAGCUCGAAUCUCUCUAGACCAUCCACAUCACACUUUGUUUAUAAUCUUGGCAUUGGCAAAUGCCAACAAAGAUGAACUCCUGACAAAGCAAGAAGCAGCUAGAAGAAGUGGUCUAACAAAAAACACACCCAAAGAAACUUCCCUGCUUGACAUGGAUCGAAUAAAGGCUGCUAGCAGUAUUAUUAACAUUGUGAAACACAGAAGAACUGAUAUGGUGGCAAAAGUUGAAACCCUUUGUGAUGCUUAUAUCACUUUAGCAAACAUGGAUGCAAGUCGCUGGAAAUCACAAAAAGGAGGUAUAAAUAUCCCUUCUGAUCAACCUAUUACAAAAUUAAAAGAUCUCGAAGAUGUUGUUGUACCUACCAUUGAAAUUAAGGUGGAUCCAAGUGGAAAAUAUGAAAAUUUGGUUACAAUAAGGUCCUUCAAGACGCAAUUUCAUUUGGCCGGUGGUCUUAAUCUACCAAAAAUAAUAGAUUGUGUGGGAUCAGAUGGGAUUGAGAGGAGGCAGCUUGUCAAGGGCCGUGAUGACCUGAGGCAGGAUGCUGUUAUGCAGCAGGUUUUCCAGAUGUGCAAUACCCUGCUCCAGGAAAACACCGAAACUAGAAAGAGAAAAUUGACUAUCCGCAGAUACAAGGUGGUCCCCCUCUCUCAGAGAAGCGGUGUCUUAGAGUGGUGUUCAGGGACAAUUCCCUUGGGUGACUUUCUUGUCAAUACUGACAGAAGUGCUCACAAGCGAUACAGACCAAAGGACUAUAGUAACUUAGACUGCCAAAGCAAAAUGGUGCAAGCACAAAAGAAAAGUUUUGAAGAGAAAUAUGCCAUCUUCAUUGAUGUAUGCCAGAAGUUUCAACCUGUAUUUCGCUAUUUCUGUAUGGAGAAAUUUCUGGAUCCAGCAGUGUGGUUUGAGAAACGUUUGGCAUAUACUCGCAGUGUUGCCACUUCAUCAAUAGUUGGCUACAUACUUGGUCUUGGAGACAGACAUGUACAGAAUAUUCUGUUAGAUGAGCAAAGUGCAGAGCUUGUUCACAUUGAUCUAGGUGUUGCUUUUGAGCAGGGCAAAAUCCUUCCUACCCCAGAAACUGUGCCAUUUAGGCUAACAAGAGAUAUAGUAGAUGGGAUGGGAAUCACUGGCGUAGAGGGAGUCUUCAGGAGAUGCUGUGAAAAAACUAUGGCUGUUAUGCGCAACUCCCAAGAAGCUUUACUAACUAUUGUAGAAGUACUUCUCUAUGACCCCCUUUUUGACUGGACCAUGAACCCUUUAAAAGCCUUGUAUUUGCAGCAAAGGCCAGAGGAUGAGGCCGAUGUUGGCUCCAGCCUCAAUGCUGCUGAUCAAAGUUGCAGCAAAAAAGCAAAUGGUGAUAACCAGACAUUUAAUAAAGUGGCAGAGCGGGUCUUGAUGCGACUCCAGGAGAAACUCAAAGGAGUGGAGGAGGGGACCGUGCUCAGUGUGGGAGGCCAGGUGAAUCUUCUCAUUCAGCAAGCUAUGGACCCAAAGAAUCUCAGCCGCCUCUUCCCAGGAUGGAAAGCAUGGGUCUGAAAAUAUGUGCUUGGUUUUAAAAAGCAAAAAGCGAACAGGUCUAGUUUUGGGAAAAUGAAUGUAUCCCAUAUUUCACAUUUUAAUGGUUCAUGGAGAAAAUAAGUGCCAUGUAACAGUCACUGAACUUUCUUCUGUCUCCCUUCCCCCAUAGCCUCCUGUAACCCUAAAAAUAUCUCUGAGCAGUUUGCCAACCUUCAAGAGCUGAUUUUGGGGUGUAUAAUCUAACCAGUAUGCAUAAUAAUGUAGGUGUUCUUUUUUUAAAAAAAACUAAAGAACUAAAGAAUUCAAAUAGAAGUUUUACUAUAAAAUGGCAUGACUCCUACCAUGUCCAUAAUUUCUUGAAACCUGUUCUUUCUAAUUAAAAUACUGGUCCGCGUCCAUUUCAUUAUUUCUUUUAAAUUAAAUCAGUCUAAUUUUAAUGUUUUAAAUAACAUAAUACAGGGGGAUGUGUAUAAUUGUUCAAAUGAAAGGAAUAAAUUUGUUCAGAUACUUGUA